Messenger RNA from Paramecium primaurelia, 332 nucleotides. NCBI's taxonomy places the organism in Eukaryota, Ciliophora, Oligohymenophorea, Peniculida, Parameciidae. The record is from the annotation of a GenBank genome assembly.
AUGAUGGCCCAAUCACCAAAGUUUAAAAUAGAAAAAAUGGCUCCAUUAAGUCAACAUCAAAAAAUUCUAAUUGAAGAAGAACCUAUUGAAGAUAUGAUUGAAGUUGAUGAAACUAAGAUCUCAUUCAAUGAAAAAUUAAUUGUCUGUGAUUAUAAACCAUGGCAAACUGUUAUUUAAAUAAGAAAAACAAUAGAAAAAUUAAAAGGAUAUUAAAAUGUACAUUGGAUUAAUCCUAUCCUUGAUGUCCGUAUAAAGAACCCAUCUAGAUCCAUUUUAAAAAACCCUUCAAAACAUUCAUCCAAUCUCGCUAUAAAAGAGUGAUCCAUAUUUAU